CGCAGGGAAAGCGAAAGCAACGCGGAGGAAGAUGGAGGACGACCAAGAUCCAGGCUAUUAUGGCUACAUGGACGAGCCGCCGUCCCCACUGCCGCCAUACGCCGCAGCAGCUGCUGCUGCAGCAGCGGCAGCCGCGCAUGCACCUUCCCCAGACAUGAUGGAUGACCAGCCACACCACCACCACCAGCAGCAACACCAGCAGCAGGAGGAUCAGCAAGAGGAGGUCAUCCAUCCGCCAGGCCUGUACACAUCUCUGCGGCUGUCGGCCAGCGAGCACACGGGCGUGUCAUUCGGCGGCCCAUGUCUGCUGGCUGUGGCGCCUUUGCUCAAGCGGACGGCCGCUGCGGACGCUGGUGCGGGGCUGCCGAUGGAGCGGUGUGUGGAGAUGCGGUGCGGGCAGCUCGGCAAAGAGAUCUCCAUGAGCGCAGCCAGGGUACGUACGUGGGCACACACAUGCUCAUCUACAGCUGGCAUACACCGUGGUCUCUCUGUGUGUGUGGUGUGUGUGUGUCCUCAGUUGCUGGAGGACUUGUCGGGUCUGUAUGAGCGGUACUCGCUGCCUCUCGCGGCGUCCCGUUCGCGGCGGACAGAUGGGGACGUUGGGGAGGAGGGAGGCAUCGACCAUCAAACCCAGGACACACUCAUCAGCUACGGCAGGGAACUCAAACACAUCCUGCACACUUACAAGCAGGUAGGUAUGGUAUGCCGGGGGCCGGGCGAAUGGGGUGCUCUGCCCGCUCUCGCUCAUGCGUGUGUGUAUGUGUGCGUGUAGGUGGGUGGAUUGUGCAACACGACGGACACGGGGCCUGCCGAUGUAGACGAAAACAACGUACGUAUGCCCUCCCACAUAGGACAAAAGGGACAUAGGGGAGCGAGGCAGGCAGGCAGGGAGGGGGGAUCCAUCCAUCCACAAGCAGUCAGUCGGUAAGCAAUCCUCGCCUCUCUGUCAACAAGUCUGUCUGUCUGUUGCAGAUGGCGCACCUGGUCUACUCACUCGUCGACGUGUUCGUCAACGAACCUCCAGCGGCCUCACUCGGCGCAAAGUACGGAGGAGGAAGCACAGCCGUCUGUCAUCCGUCCAUCCAUCCAUCCAUCCUGCCAUCAGGUUGCUGGAGUGUGUUCGCGAGAACCUGUUUGGCGGUGGUGAUGAGGUGACCCGGCUGCUUGAGACUGCUGCAGAGUUCCUCGCGCGGCCGUCCGACGAUCCUGUGGGCAUCGCAAGUGUCUGCAAGUGAGUGACUACUGACUGGAGGGAGGGAAGGUGGGCGGACCGACGGACGGACAGACAGGCUGUGCACACGUGUGUGUGUGUGUGUGUGUGAUUGAUAAGGUUCUACCUGUUCCGUGCUGAGGGCGAGUUGCGGGAGCACACGCCCCCACACCAGAUGUGGGACCGAAUACACGUAGGUCCCCCGGCAGCUGAGCUGCAUCGCCUGCCUUCCAUGUGUGUGUGCGUUGACGCGUGUGCAUGUGUGUGUAUGUGUGUGGCAGCGUCUCUUUGACGACCUCAACCAGCGUAUGCCGCUCGCCGGCGAUUUCCGCCCGGAGGUCAUCCAGUACUUCAACAGACAGGCGCAGUAAGCACCACAUACACGCACACACACACACACACACACAGAGAGAGAGAGAGAGAGGGGGAGAGAGACGGCAUGGCGUGGCUGUGUGUGCCAUGUGUGUGUGGUAGGGCGUUGCUGCGCGACCUGGAUCGCAGGCCGCCUAGUGCGCACAAGCCGCUGCUGACCGCACUGCUCUCGGCGCUUGGCGGUGAUGUGGGUGCCAUCGCACAGGUGCGUUGCUGGUGGCUUGGCGGAGAGGGGGGCAGGUCGUUCUAUGCUAUUCGUCCGUGUCUGUCUCUCCUCUCUCCGUGUGCUGUGCGUGUUUAGGUGACGUUCCACUCGUUCAUGGAGCAGUACAUCGUGACGCUGUAUUGGGUGUACCCACACGUCACGAUGGCCGGACAAGGCGCGUCGGACAAAAUACUGGAGCUGUCCAAGUAUGUCUGUGCCAGUCUGUGUGCAGCUCUCUCUCUCUCUCGCUCUCUCUCUCUCUUUCUCUCUCUCUGUGUGUGUGUGUGUGUGUGUGUGGUUCAGCAACAUGGGCGACGCCGCGCAGUGGGGGCCUCCAGAAGAUCUGCUCGGAUACCUCAUCAGCAGAGUCGAGCAUGUGGUUAGUGAGCCAGGAGGUGGGCGAGAGAGGCCAUGUGUGUGUCAAUUACUCACCUGGUCUCUCUCUCUCUCUCUCUGUGUGUGUGUGCCUGUGUGUGCAUGCAUCAUGAUGUGUUGCUGCUGCACCGGCCGGUGUGUUCGUCUUUCGUUCAGCCGGAUGUGUUGAGGGAGCAGUUCCCGAUGCUCCCCGACUUCAUCCUGCCCUUCGUCACAGACAUCCUAUUCCACGCCAGAAAACUCAAUGACCAACAGGCAGCAACCAUCCCUCUCACUCACUCACACACACUCACGGAACACACAAGGCGUGUCGUGUGUCGUGUGUGUUCAGGCGGCCGUCACACAGGCCUGGUACCACUACGCCGGCUGGCUGACCACCCUGAUACCCAUCCCCCGACCCACAGCACCAGCGGCACCAGCGGCAGCGGCAGCGGCAGGAGGAUGGGCCAUGGGGCAGCAGCCACGUGGAGGGGUCGAGCAGCACUUCAUGGCGCGGCUGGGUGUGUGGAGGUGUGCGCGGACCGUCCUGCUCGGCCUGGUGCGGCACUUCUCGUCCGUCGCUGCUGCCUCGCUCAUGGCCAAGUCCAUCGAGGUACGCAGCUAGGAGGGUCUCACUGCAAUAGAGUAUCUGUGUGUGUCUACCUACCGGUCCCCCUCUCUCUCUGUGUAUGUGUGUGUGUGUCUCUAUGGGCUGGUUUCUCAGCAUUUGUGUGCUGGUUGUCCGCCCCACUGCCGAUCUGACCUCGAGGGCACCGUCCGCGACACCAUGGAGCGCCUCAGCGACACCAUGCCGAUGGAGCAGCGCCUCAAAUGGCACCUGGCGGGUCUCAUGCCGUCACUUAUGCAGGUCGGGACACCAUCGUCGGACGCAAAACGACCUUUGCUCGCGCCGUGUGUGUGUGUGUGUGUGUGUGCAGCGGUAUGCCAUCGAGAGCUUCUCGGAGUACGAGAGCCUCACCGAGGGCCCGUUCCUCCCCUGGCAGCCACGGCAGCUGCAGCACGACGCGCUGAGGCGGUCGGUGGACUUGGCCGUCCAGGCCAUCACCCACAAGCUGCGGCAGACCGGCGGCCGGCCUCACCCCUCCGACACACCACCACUCUUCGCACUGGUCAACCGACUGCUCAUCAGGGCAGGUCUGUUUGCAGGCAGAAAGGGCCCACACACGACACGGGCACACACACACUGUGCCAAUCUGUCUGUGUGUGUGUGUGUGCAGAUGUGGGCGUGCUGAUGGGGGUGUUUGCGGACGGGGCCUUCAUCGGUGUGGUGCGGCAGCAGCUGCGCGAGCAGCUCAGCAUACUGGGGCUGCCCCUGGGGGUGGGCAGGCAGGAGGACAAGAGCGGCAGUGUCAUCCUGGACUUCUGGAUCACCGUGGGGGAAUACGCCGCCACUUACAGGGUACAGUACACCUUGAUCCACUGACUGACGGAGUCAGUGGCUUUUCUCUGCGGUCGAAUAUAUUGUUUGUUGUGCAGUCAUUCGAGCAGCAGUAUACGCCUCCCCCUCCCCCUCUCGCCCCACCACCAGCGGCGGCAGCAGCAGCCGCCGCCCCGCCCCACCCCCCGGGCACCCCCCCCGUCUCGCUGCACCUGUUCGCCUCCCUGCUGGAGCCCCUCUACAACCUCAUCCGCGGCCCCGUGUGGUCCAACAACCAGGACGCCUGCCCCCCACCGCUCAGGAUGGCACUCUGGCAGCAGCUCGCGGCCGUCGUCACGGCCCUUGAAGCGCAGCACCCCAUUAGCGACCACCAGGAUGUAGUGACAUCGGCGGCGAGCGACGAGGGCGUGUUCUGGCGUGACGAGGGGCACCCGCUGCUCAAGUCUGUGUGCGGUGGGGGUAGUGGUGGGGGAGGGAGGGCAGGUGUAGGUGGUGGUGGUGUGGAGGGUGUGGCGAGAUCGGUGUUGGGUUCUGACGACUGGGGCAACCUGGUGACCGAGCUCAUCAAGGACAGCCGCUUCUUCGUCAGCGGAUCUGACACCCAGACAAAAUCAGGUAGGGUAAGUGAGCGGGCCAAGGAACACCUGCCGCAGCUGAGGGAGAGAUAUGUGCUUUUGCGUGCUGCCGUGUUGACCAGGCCAUGGCUACCUGCACGCCGAUGCGCCCGCCUUGUCCCCCGACGCCGUCGAUGAGUUUCGCCUGUCCUUCGGCCCGCUGCUCAAGAUGCUGCAAGCAGAGAGGGAGGCCGCCAGGCGCAUCGGCUACUCCGUCCGAGACAUAGCGGGCAGACGAGGGGGGGCAGGGAGGGCGGCAGAGGAGAUCGAGAGUCAGUAAGGUAAGACCCAGCCAGCAGGCCGGCCCGGCUGGUGUGGCACGCACUGAGAGGCGCGCCUCGUGUUUGCAGUCGUCUCAUGGAUUGACAGUUUUCCGACGCUGCUCGGUGUGCUGUGCCUUUGGGGGGAACUGUGAUGGCCAGCCAUUUUGCCGGCCGUUCGCGGGCGUGGGUGGCGAGAUGAAUGACCGUCACUAGACCGGACCCAUGGG
Molecule: messenger RNA, 4644 nt
Organism: Vitrella brassicaformis
Lineage: Eukaryota; Vitrellaceae
Source: the annotation of a GenBank genome assembly